UCCGCGCACCCUCGAAAAAAAAUCCCCAAUCUCCAUUUCCCAGCUCUAACCCUAGACACAGACCGCCCGUCGCUGCCGCUGCGGCGGAAUAGGAGCCUCUGCCGGCGAAGCGAGCCUCGCGACUCGCGGGCUCCAGGGAGGAGCUCCGUUGGUCUUUGGCGUCUUGCAGGUCGACGCGGUGGCGAAGGAUUUGGUACCUAGGCUUCCUCAAGAGACUAGAUUGCUUACCAUGGUUUCUGAGGAAAUCAAACCAAAGAAGCAAAGAGAUGAGGAGUGCAUUAUAAACUGUCUCCCAGGAGAACUCAUUGAGCGGAUAUUUUUUAAGCUUCCAGUGAGCACUUUGUUGAGGUGCACUGGUGUUUGCGAGCAAUGGCACAAAAUCAUCCGAGGUCCCCAGUUUGUCACAUCACACCUCCAGCAUGCACCCCAUUAUGCCCUUCUGUUCUUCCCACAAGAGUCGGUCUCAGGCGAGCCCCAUCCUGCUGAUGCUAUCCUGAUUGAUGAAGCCUGGUCGCUGUCGACAUAUGCAGUGCCAGUGAUUGGGCCUGAUGAUUUCCUUUGUGGUUCAUGCAAUGGGCUUCUUUGCUUAUACACAAAGUCAUCAACACUCAAGAUAGCUAAUCUUGCAACCGGUGAAUUCCUGCAUCUUGAGAAACCUGUAAAGAAUUUGAGGGGUGAUCACUUCUUGUUCUACAACUUUGGGUUUCACCCAUUGACAAAAGAAUACAAGAUUACACACUUCCUUGGUGAUUCCAUCGAGGGUCGCCCUCGCCCCCAUAAUAAUAACAGAUUCAGCGUCGUUCAAGUUUACACGCUUGGUGAUGAGAAAUGGAGGGAUAUCAAAACUCCAGAAGCCCUAAGCUUAAACUGUGUAAAAAACUCUGGAGCGGUCACUAUUGACGGAACACUGUAUUGGCUAAUUGAAGACGUGGUAGCUAGCUGGCAGCAUGCAGUUAUGACCUUCGAUCUCUGUGGAGAAAGUUUUGCACAGAUACAACUGCCUGCAACUAAACCUGAUGAUUUUGCCGCUGGUGGUUCUCGUCGGUAUUGGAUCAGAGAGAUGGAUGGCAAGGUAUGUGUAGCGACUGCUCAAACCUGUCCUUCUCUGCCGAGAUGGCUUGUUGGUAAGCUGCAGAUCUGGGAACUUGAGAACAAAACAGAGCAAAGGUGGAUCCAGAAGUACAAUAUUCAGUACUCGCCAGAUUACAUUCCGGGUCCAAAUUUGGUUCAUGGGGAUAAGAUCAUACUGCAACGUUGCGAUGGCAACCUAUAUUCCUAUGAGUUGCUCGGGGAGAACUUCAAUACUGAACUGUGUAAGAUGGCAAAGCUGUUAGAUUUCAGUCCCCACAAGCCUGACAACAUGCAAUCCUAUAUCUGUGUGAAGUCACUUGUACGUUUAGAUGUAUACAAGAAGACUGCCAUUGUGCGUAGGCCAAAACAGCGGGAAGGCUGGGAAUUGAAGAAGUGGGAGGCGUGGGAGCAUGAGCUCUCUGAGAAUGAAAGAAUGUGGAGCGACACUCACCGAGAUGAGCACAAGGAAACUGCCCGUGCGCAACGCUAUCGCAUGAUGAUCAAUAAUCUGCUGCCGCAUAUAUUGGAUGAUACGAUUCGACAGGAAAUCAGCAUGAACAUCAAUCAAAUAUCUCCAAACUUUCCAGAUCAGCAGCCAAGGCCCAUCCGUCGGCUUAAUUGGGUGGCACAGAAGCAGGAUUUGCAAAAUUUAAAUGCUCGUAUGAAGAAAUAUAAUACUAUUAUGAAGGCUACGGAUGAGGUAACAAGUAGUAUCAUUAGUAUGAUGGGUGGUGCUAUAGAAGAUCAGAAGCGUGCUUCGAGUUCAAAUGCUGGCAUUUCUUCUCACAAUCUCAGCGAGGCCGAUGAUGAUGUGAAGACUUUGAUACCUGAGAGCCUACCGUGACAUCUCAGCUCACUCAGGCUGUUGUUGAACGCUGUUUCUUUUUACCCCCGAGAGACUGUUUAGCCCCCUCUCCUGUAAAACAGUGAUUUCUUCAGUACCAUCUAUGUGCUGUUAGAUGGAGGUUGAACCCCAAGCCGUGACUUGGUGGCAGGCAAUUUGGCUAGGCACUCUGGUUAGUGGAAUAUAUGUCUUCCCAUUCCAAAAAUACAUAACCAAAUCUAUGUGCUGUUGCGUUUUUCUCCAUUCGAAUUUAUGGCGCUUAUUUAGUCCACGUGACGUGAUUAA
Messenger RNA from Aegilops tauschii subsp. strangulata, 2200 nucleotides. Its product is annotated as F-box protein At3g07870. The record is from RefSeq and is a predicted model, not a curated record. NCBI's taxonomy places the organism in Eukaryota, Viridiplantae, Streptophyta, Magnoliopsida, Poales, Poaceae. Gene Ontology annotation, molecular function: protein binding.